Aspergillus fischeri NRRL 181 is the source of this 747-nucleotide messenger RNA. RefSeq lists its product as uncharacterized. The coding region runs from base 1 to 747 and encodes 248 amino acids. The transcript is spliced from 3 exons. Lineage: Eukaryota; Fungi; Ascomycota; Eurotiomycetes; Eurotiales; Aspergillaceae. The record is from RefSeq and is a predicted model, not a curated record.
AUGCUUCCAUAUCCUCAGGCAGCAUCCCAAUGCCUUGUUCUCCAGCAACAUCACCACUCAAGGAACCGGGGCAGGUGGUGCAGGGGCCACGAAUCAUCCAAGCACGCAGGAGACGCAGUCUGCGCUUUCAACGGCACGGGAUACUCGAUCGACGGCAAGACCUCUCAUAUCCCCGAGACAACCCUCUGCGGGACCUGGGAGUCACCUCUCUUCGCCCUCGGCAGGGACUGCAAUGAAGGAGAUACUCCUUUCCAGACGCGCGCUGGCAUCGGCAGGGUACACGUCUCUGAACCUCCCCGCGUGAGGAAAGGCGUCAAUGCCCUCCUCCCAUCUCCAGCGUCGUUCAACGGAAGAGUCUGCUCUCUACCAUACAAUCCAUGGAACCUGGGCGAGUGUGUUGACGGCACGGCGGUGACUGCGGUGCCGGUUCUGCAGGUCGUUAUUUCCGAUGGUGCGGGGCGUCAGGGUGUAUCUGCAUCUGCGUCUGCAUCUGCACCUUCAGGACAUGGGGUGGCGAGUGCGUCUCCGAGUAGGACCAGUUCCAUUACUGCGGUGUCUUCGGCUGUGUUUGGUGCGAGUCCGGCGGCGAGUGGUUGGCCUGUGAGCUCGAGUGGUGCUACUGCGACGGGUGCUGUUAAUGUCGGGUCGGGGAGGGGGUUGUUGUGUGAUGGGGCUUGUUGGAGUAUGUUGCUGCUUGUUUCCCUGCGGGUGGUUGCUCAUGUCUUGUUGAUGCUUGGGUGGGUUUAG